AGGUGAGCGCUGAGGUGGGAUUGGAAGAGGGUGGCUAGGAGGGGCCCUACUUUCUACCCACUCCUAGCCCCCUUUCUCAGGACACCGCCUCUCUUCCCACCCUCCCUGUCCACCUCCUCCAGGCAGGCUUAUACCCCAGCUGAUGCUUUUGGGCAACAUAUCCUGUCCCUGAGAGUUUAGAGGUCAUCUGUUCGCACCCCCUUUCACUCUGGCACCCUGAAACCAGUUACCUAACCUCUCUGUGCCUUAUUUUUCACAUUUAUAAAAUGGGGGUUCCAACAGGAACUCAUUCUUAGGGAAGCUAUGGGGAUUAAAGGAGAAUGCGGUUCUGCUGCAACCACAUGGGGAUAGCCAGUGUUCCCUGUCUGUUGCCUUUUUAAAUUGGGGAAUGGGUAUAAUAUAGCAUUUAUAUCAUGGGGCUGUUGAGAGGAUUAAACAAGCAUGGAAAGCUUUCAGAAAAGUAAGCAGGUGGUCAGUAUGGGUGGGACAUGGUCUCACAGCCAGGUCUGUCUGACUCCAGGCCCAGUGCUUCCUCCCAGGAGCCAGAGAGCGAAAUCAUGGAGCCUUCCAAGACCUUCAUGAGAAACCCGCCAAUCACACCAGGCUACAGCGGCUUUGUGCCGUUCCUCAGCUGCCAAGGAAUGUCCAAGGAGGAUGACAUGAACCACUGUGUGAAAACCUUCCAGGAGAAAACACAGCGCUAUAAAGACCAGCUGCGGGAAUUGUGCUGCGCAGUGGCCACUGCCCCGAAACUGAAACCUGUCAACUCCGAGGAGACGGUCCUGCAGGCCCUGCACCAGUACAAUCUGCAGUACCACCCCCUGAUCCUGGAAUGCAAAUAUGUAAAGAAACCUCUCCAGGAGCCCCCGAUCCCUGGCUGGGCAGGCUACCUGCCGAGAGCCAAGGUCACUGAAUUUGGCUGUGGCACGAGAUACACUGUCAUGGCCAAAAACUGCUACAAGGACUUCCUGGAGAUCACGGAGAGGGCCAAGAAGGCACAUCUGAAACCAUAUGAAGAAAUAUACGGAGUUAGCUCCACAAAAACUUCUGCUCCGUCUCCAAAAGUUUUGCAGCAUGAAGAGCUGCUGCCAAAAUAUCCCGAUUUUUCUAUUCCAGAUGGAAGCUGCCCUGCCCUUGGAAGGCCCCUGAGAGAGGACCCCAAAACUCCGCUGACAUGUGGCUGUGCUCAGAGGCCAAGUAUACCAUGCAGUGGGAAGAUGUAUCUAGAACCACUGUCCUCCGCAAAGUAUGCAGAAGGCUAGAAGCGCAGAGUCUCCCAAGGAGGGACAUAGUUCAAGCCGUAACACUGGAUAACAUCAUCUUGCCACCAGCAGGCACCCUGACCUCCCUCAGCAACCAUCCGUAUGCAGAAGAAAUAACAGCUCCUGGGACAAUGAGACCGUUGUCAUCCACUCAGAUAUGUGCAGAGCCACACAAGGCAGCAAGCUGGGCCUGGGAGGUUUUUUCCAAGGCAAGAAUUUUCACCUGGACAUCCUGGGCUCCCAUGAUUCCAUGGGUAGAAGUCAGAAGGUCAGAGAACUUUGAUGAGAAAAAAAGUUACAUCAUUGUUUUCACUAACCUCCAGGCGAAAUUUAGUAUUUCCUUCCUUGAUGAAUGCAAGCAACAAACCACUGCAGGACCUGUCACCUUGGCCUGAGAGCAGUCACAGAUGUUUUUGUAUCAUGUGGCUCUCGCUGCAAACAGCUGGAAUGAUGUUAAAGCUCAUCGCUGCAAACAGCUGGAAUGAUGUUAAAGCUCAUCUCUGUAAUCGUGGUGGUUAUUACAGUGACUAUAUCUACUCUCUCACAUGUUGCUAUUCAAUAUAAGAAUAAAGAAAUGGCUGUUUUAUAAA
This is a messenger RNA of Pan troglodytes (chimpanzee), 1852 nucleotides long. RefSeq names its product sperm microtubule inner protein 5 (gene SPMIP5). Lineage: Eukaryota; Metazoa; Chordata; Mammalia; Primates; Hominidae. The transcript is spliced from 7 exons. The record is from RefSeq and is a predicted model, not a curated record. The coding region runs from base 489 to 1262 and encodes 257 amino acids.